Messenger RNA from Chelonus insularis, 1673 nucleotides. RefSeq lists its product as uncharacterized. Bases 203 to 1297 code for a protein of 364 amino acids. The record is from RefSeq and is a predicted model, not a curated record. The transcript is spliced from 3 exons. NCBI's taxonomy places the organism in Eukaryota, Metazoa, Arthropoda, Insecta, Hymenoptera, Braconidae.
UUUAAUUUAUAUUUAAAUUGAUUUAUAUAAAUAUACAAUUGAAUUGAAUAAUUCCUUUUAUACAUACGCAUUAUUAUUGCGAAUGACAAUUAGGUUAUUAUAUCACAUGGCAAUAAACAACAAUGAAGUUUUUUAAAAAUUUUUAAAACAUGACAGAAACAUGAAAUGAUGAGAGUCAUUAAUUGUUAUUUUAUUAUAAAAAAUGGAUCGAGAUAUUGUUCGAGCUAUUUUAUGUAGUAGUGAAAAAUUCACGGAAUCAUUAUUAGAUGGUGGAAAAAUCGAAGAGUUAGUCAACCGAGUACCAGCAAUUGAUUCUGUUAUUACUGAAGGAUUAGCAAUAUCAUUUACUGAUUUAAUUGCAUUCAAAGUAUCUUCAGAAGCUCAUCAAAAAUAUGCUGCUCGCAUCCGAGUAAUUGAUACGCUUCGAGAAUGGGUAAGACCGCCUAUGGGCUUAGCUAUUUAUCCAACAUUCUGCCAAAGUAACAGAGUUUCUAAAUUAUGCAAUAAUAUUCUCAAAAAAUAUUCACGCUAUCCUCAUCAGUUUUUAAAUAAUAAUAUUUCGCCUAGUCACUUGAUUACAUUAUUUAGGAGUUUAAUCAAUUUAUCAACUUCCAACUCUUCAUAUAAUUAUCACUUAAAAAAAAUGAUUAAACAUAUUAUUGAAUCAGAUAUUAUUCAUGAUAGUUAUGAUCUUGUAGAAUUAAUAUUACAUCAUGAACAAGAACUGAAAUUAGAAUUCACUGCUAUAGAAAAAUUAUAUCUUGCUCAAAGUGAAAAAUUAAUAGAAGAACCUUUGAUCGACUGUUUUUGUGAAAAUUUAAAAAAAUAUCAUAGUUUAAAUCAUGACGAAAAGUUGAAGAAUGUACAUAACGAACAAUUAGUCAAUGAAUUUUUUUGUAAAACUUCGACAUUCGAUAGUUUAAUAACAAAAAUAUCCCAAUCUUCAAUAUUAUUUCAAAGAGCUUGUGGUAUAUUGAUAGCAAUUUUUAAGCAUUGUAAAUAUUCAUUUUUAGUUUCGAGUUAUGUACAAUUUAUCCUUAAUGCGAUUUCGUGCAAUCAAUCAGACAGAAAAAAAUAUUUAGUUGAUUUAUAUCCUAUAAAAUUUCAAUUUUGUAUAUUUUUAUUGAAAAUUGAUCCCAACAAUCAUACUCCGAAAACGAAAGACUUUAUUUUACAUUUUUUAGAAGAUAUAUACACUAAUAACAAGGAAAAAGUGUUAAUGCUUAUGCUACACUUUCCAAAAUGGGUAAACGAAUUAUCUGUCUAUUUAAAUAGUAGAAUAGAUAUUUUAUAUUGAGAUAUUUAUGUAAAUAAUAAUAAAUUAAACAAAAUGAAAGUAAAAUGGUGUGGGAUAAAAUGUUUGGAGAUCAUGGAAUCAUUAACUUAUUUUUUUAUUUCCACCCAAUUUCAAAUACAUUGUAUGUAUGAAUAAAUGAAUAUACAUAUGUACCUACGUAGACCCAUUUAUUCAGCAUGAAAAAAUGGGGCAAUAAUGUCUAUCAAUGAGUUUUUUUUAAUAACAUGGCAGUGAUGUGUUUUUUACUUAUUUCUUCAUCCAUGUUAUUUUCAUAUUGAAUCUAGUCUGUUAAUUAGAGACUUCAUUUAUUAAUAAUUAUCUUCUUUCCUAAAAAUUCAUACUGAAUUAUUGUAAUCAUGCACCGCCGUGUAUAUAA